Molecule: messenger RNA, 812 nt
Organism: Physcomitrium patens
Lineage: Eukaryota; Viridiplantae; Streptophyta; Bryopsida; Funariales; Funariaceae
Biological process (GO): RNA splicing
Cellular component (GO): small nuclear ribonucleoprotein complex
Molecular function (GO): RNA binding
Source: RefSeq, a predicted model, not a curated record
CAGAGGGAGGGGUUUACAUCAAUUCGAGAGUCUACACUGUUUUUGCGGUGUCGGCGCGUCUCCGGAGCUCAUUUCAUCGCUCAAUCGCUGCGUUGUUGCUACGUUCUCGCAAGCAUUGUUCCAUCACAGCUCGGUUAAGAGCUUCGGUAAAUCCAGGUCGUCACCAUGAGUGCAAGACCAAUGGAGGAAGACACCGAAAAAACGGAAGAGGAAGAAUUCUCCACUGGCCCUUUGUCUGUGCUCACGAUGUCCGUGAAGAACAAUACUCAGGUUCUUAUCAAUUGCCGAAAUAACAAGAAGCUAUUAGGGCGAGUGAAGGCAUUUGAUCGUCACUGCAAUAUGGUUCUUGAAAAUGUGAAGGAGAUGUGGACAGAGGUGCCCAAGACUGGUAAAGGAAAAAAGAAAGCCAAGCCUGUGAAUAAGGACCGCUUUAUCAGCAAAAUGUUUCUAAGAGGAGACUCUGUUAUCAUCGUUUUGAGAAACCCAAAAUGAUUGACUGCAGCCGCGGCCAAGUGGGGGCUUGUGGUAUCACAUAUUGGUCGAAGGAAUUUUGACCCGGGGAACAAACGAUCUUCUACUUUGAAUUUCAGAUAGCUCACAAAGGUGCAAGUGUAAUAGAUGCUGAAAGCUUAUUGUUUUUUUUAUCUUAAAUACCAAUAGGGUCUUGUUUUCUCAAGCAGCUUCUUUAAGCUGUAUACCUUGACAUUCCACUCUAUUUUCAGCUGCACAAGUGGUGCACGAGUGAUUCUCAUUGAAGUGUAGCCUCUUUCAUAAAUAUGACGUAUAAUUGUUCGCGGUUUUCUAUGUUAAAA